AUGAUCCGGCUGGGCGGCUGGUGCGCGCGGCGGCCCCGCGGCUCGCCGGUGGCCGUGGGGCGGCGCCGGGCAUCGGGCGGCCGCGCUCUGCGGGUGCUGCUGGACAUGGACGGCGUCCUGGCCGACUUCGAGGGCGGUUUCCUGCGCAAGUAUCGCGCGCGCUUCCCCGAUCUGCCUUUCAUCGCGCUGGAGGACCGGCGCGGCUUCUGGGUGUCGGAGCAGUACGGCCGCCUGCGGCCCGGGCUGAGCGAGCAGGCCAUCAGCAUCUGGGAAUCCAAGGACUUCUUCUUUGACCUUGAGCCUCUGCCGGGGGCUGUGGAAGCUGUGAAACAGAUGGUCAACCUGCGAAACACCGACGUGUUCAUCUGUACGAGCCCCAUCAGGAUGUACAAAUACUGUCCCUAUGAGAAGUACGCCUGGGUGGAGAAGCACUUGGGCCCCGACUUCCUGGAGCAUAUUGUCUUGACCAGAGACAAGACGGUGGUGUCCGCCGACCUCCUUAUCGACGACCGGCCGGACAUCACAGGAGCUGAGCCUAACCCCAGCUGGGAACACGUGCUGUUCACCGCAUGCCACAACCGGCACCUGCAGCUGCAGCCACCGCGCCGCAGGCUCGACUCGUGGGCCGACGACUGGAAGGCGGUCCUGGACAGCAAGCGGCCCCGCUGA
Messenger RNA from Ochotona curzoniae (black-lipped pika), 669 nucleotides. It is a transcript of the gene NT5M, whose product is annotated as 5',3'-nucleotidase, mitochondrial. Gene Ontology annotation, molecular function: 5'-nucleotidase activity. Gene Ontology annotation, biological process: pyrimidine deoxyribonucleotide catabolic process. Lineage: Eukaryota; Metazoa; Chordata; Mammalia; Lagomorpha; Ochotonidae. The transcript has 5 exons. The coding region runs from base 1 to 669 and encodes 222 amino acids. The record is from RefSeq and is a predicted model, not a curated record.